GAUUGAACACUCCUGGUUUGUUCUGUGUUCUGAGAUCAAAGUCUAAUAUAACUAUUAAACGAAGUUGCGGGUAACAGCUAGAAAAAAAUAACAAUAGUUAAAAUAAUAUAAAAAAUUACUAAUUAAAAUUAAAUUAAAUAUUUAUCAUACACUUUGUCAAACAGUUCUAAAGAUUUCGCUUGUCAUUUUGACCCUGUGACCUUUGACCGAUAACUUAAUCUGGUUAUAUUACUAAAUUAAGCUUAUAUUUAUAUAAAAAUGAGAUUAUAAUUCAGAUCUCGUUAUUGUGAAUUCUUUCUAAGAAACAGUAGUUACUGGUGUUAAUUCUGAACAUGAUAUAAGAACCAUGGCACCAAAAGAAUCGGAUUAUUUGGAAAUAGCACAGCAAAGGGCUAUAGAAAAGAAAACUCAUGUUAGUUUUCCGCAGUUAAAGUAUCCAUCAUUGAGAGAUGAAGGGUUACGAGAUUCUAUGCAAUGGUUAACUGGAAAAGCUAUAGAUGAUGGGGCAGAAGGUCUAUGGAGAGUUCAUGAUAAACUAUAUGAUCUAGAUACAUUUAUUAAUAAACAUCCAGGAGGUAGUGAGUGGUUGCAACUGACAAAGGGAACGGAUAUAACCGAAGCUUUCGAGGUACAUCAUUUGAACCCAAGCACUGUGAAAGUACUAGAGAAGUUUUAUAAAAGAGAUGCUAAAACACCUAGAAACUCUCCAUUCACAUUUAAAGAUGACGGUUUCUAUCGAACCUUAAAGAAUAAAGUUUGGGAAGAAAUUCAAAAGAUCCCAAAUAAGGAAAGUAUUCGGACUUCCUUUAUUUGCGAUAGUCUUCUGUUCACUUGUCUAGUUAGUUCAACAAUAACUUGUUGGGCCAAGGACUAUUGGAUUGUAAUGUUAUCUUAUAUUGUAGCAUCAGUCAGUAUGGCUUGGGUAAUGGUUGCUGCACACAAUUAUAUACACAAGAGAACCAAUUGGAGAAUGUACCUUUUUAAUAUUGGAUUGUGGUCGUACAGAGACUUCCGAGUUUCCCACGCGUUAUCACAUCACCUGUUCGCAAAUACGUUAAUGGAUUUAGAAGUGAGUGGAUUUGAACCAAUUGUAUUCUGGAAUCCAAGAAAGGAGCAACCUUUUUACGCCAAAUACUCAGUAGUCUUAGAGCAGAUAUUAUUCCCGUUUAUGUUCAUCAUGAACUUCUUAAAAAGAUUUAGCCGCAACUUUACGCAUCCUGGCUUCUUCACCCAACAUUACCGGUGGCACGAUGGUUUGGGAUUCCUAUUACCAGUAUGGAUGUAUAUAACAGGAGGCGCUACAUUUUAUGACACUUUGACUAUGUGGCUCUGGAUCAAUUGUUCAGCUAGUUUUGUAUUCUUUACGAUUGCUUCAAAUGCUGCUCAUCAUCACCCAAACAUAUUUAAAGAUGGCGAUGAAGUCAGUGAUGUAAACCCUGAUUGGGGAAUGCAUGAAGUAGAAGCAGUGAUGGACAGAAGGGAUAUAAAUGGAAGUCAUUUUAGAGUGAUGACCUUCUUUGGUCACCAUGCACUGCAUCAUCUCUUCCCAAUCCUGGACCACGCCGUUCUUGAACAUCUGUACCCCUUGUUCUUGGAAAACUGUGAGAAGUAUCGAGCUAAUUUUCGUACAACAUCACAAUUUGACAUGAUCAUCGGCCAAAUACAAAUGACAUUGAAAACACGCCCAACGUUAUUGUCUGAAAGGAAAUAAUUUCUUGUUGAAAUAUUGGAAGAGCAUCAUUUAAUAAUUAUUGAAAUCAUAAAGUAUCAAGUGUUUAAUUUUUACAUUUUCUUUUAAUUUUAUCUACUCCGUGCUGCGCUUUAAAUAAAAUAUAAUACUCCAAUUAUUUUUCAUUACACAACUAUGAUCAAACAAAUAUAAAAAUAGUGUUUUGGUGUACGUGAUUAGAGUAUCAAAAAUUUAAAUUGGCAUUAAUAUUAGAUUGGUUUUGAAGGAGGUACGGAUCCCUUAUGAAUCAUAUGGAUAAAAAAAUGCAAGCCAGACAAAGAAUCCUUACACGAUCACUUAAUUAAAUCUGACAUCGGAAUAUGCAUUUACAGCAAAGAUAUACAUUUAAAGGCAUAAAAGGCAUAAAAGGCAUUCGCUGAAGGUCAUUCAUGCUUACGCUCCGACUUUGACACACACAGAUGAGGAGAUGGAGGAAAUGUAUAAUAAUAUCUCAAUAGCCAUUCUCAAUUCAAUGACCCAUUUUAACGUUACCAUGGGAGAGAGACGCCAACCUAAAACUGGGCAAACAUAGCGGCGAUGAGUUGAGAGCGCCCGAGGUCAGAUGCUGGCUGACUUCAUGCACAAGGAGGAUCUUUAUAUGACGAACUCAUUCUUAAUGAAACCAGAACAACGUAUAUGCACUUGGAUCAGCCCCGAUGGUGCCACCAAAAAUGAGAUUGACUUCAUUGAGUCGACCAAAAGACAGAUAUUCAAUGAUGUUUCUGUGAUCAACUCAGUGAAAGCGGCGAGUGAUCACCGCAUAGUAAAAGGCACAUUGAAUAUCAAUACAAAACUGGAGUGGUUGACUGGUGAAGUAUACGCUCCGACCUGCACCCAUCUGGUUGGGUGCAGGUGCAAAACCCGGAAAACUUUCAACUCGAAUUGCAAAACCACUUCGAAUGCCUCGGUGACUGCGUUGACGUGGACGAGUUUAAUAGCAGGUUCGUGGAACCUGUUAAAAAGACCGGGUCUAAGUUCUUCAAUGCAAGCCAUUCAAAAAAUACCGGAAAGAUCUCAGACUCUACACUCAAAUUGUUGUAUCUAAGACGAUGGUAAUGAUGUAAUGUCAAAUGGCCCUUCAGUUCAAAUGAUGACUCGCCACAUACACUGCCAUAACACAGAUUGUUUGAAGGCGGCCAUAGAGCGUAACAAUAGCUCCAAAGUAUUCGCACAAGAUUUGUCUAUUGGGCAGCUAAAUCCCUUACGGCCACUAUCCCAAGAAAUCGCCAAAGUAGCGCAUUAUUGAAACUAUUUCUUGACCGUUUAUAUGAAGCUUAUAUAUUUUUAUAUAAAAUAAAUAAAUAAAUCAACGCAAUAUAGAUGAAAA
This is a messenger RNA of Leptidea sinapis, 3056 nucleotides long. RefSeq names its product cytochrome b5-related protein-like. Gene Ontology annotation, molecular function: heme binding. The transcript has 5 exons. Gene Ontology annotation, cellular component: mitochondrion. Gene Ontology annotation, biological process: lipid metabolic process. Bases 347 to 1711 code for a protein of 454 amino acids. The record is from RefSeq and is a predicted model, not a curated record. NCBI's taxonomy places the organism in Eukaryota, Metazoa, Arthropoda, Insecta, Lepidoptera, Pieridae.